AUGGUAAACCUGCCCCCCAUGGUAAACCAUAGUAAACCUGUCCUCCAUGCCGUAGGAUUUAAGGAAGUGUGGUCGGGCACAGUGGGGUCGGGCACAGUGGGGACGGGCACAGUGGGGACGGGCACAGUGGGGACGGGCACAGUGGGGACGGGCACAGUGGGGACGGGCACAGUGGGGUCGGGCACAGUGGGGACGGGCACAGUGGGGACGGGCACAGUGGGGACGGGCACAGUGUGGUCGGGCACAGUGGGGGCGGGCACAGUGGGGUUGGGCACAGUGGGGUCGGGCACAGUGGAGGCGGGCACAGUGGGGACGGGCACAGUGGGGACGGGCACAGUGGGGUCGGGCACAGUGGGGUCGGGCACAGUGGGGACGGGCACAGUGUGGUCGGGCACAGUGGGGGCGGGCACAGUGGGGUUGGGCACAGUGGGGUCGGGCACAGUGGAGGCGGGCACAGUGUGGUCGGGCACAGUGGGGACGGGCACAGUGUGGUCGGGCACAGUGGGGGCGGGCAUAGUGGGGACGGGCACAGUGGGGACGGGCACAGUGUGGUCGGGCACAGUGGGGACGGGCACAGUGGGGGCGGGCACAGUGGGGUCGGGCACAGUGGGGUUGGGCACAGUGGAGGCGGGCACAGUGGGGACGGGCACAGUGGGGUCGGGCACCGUGGGGGGCGGGCACAGUGUGGACGGGCACAGUGGGGACGGGCACAGUGUGGACGGGCACAGUGGGGACGGGCACAGUGUGGUCGGGCACAGUGGGGGUGGGCACAGUGGGGACGGGCACAGUGGGGACGGGCACAGUGGGGACGGGCACAGUGUGGUCGGGCACAGUGGGGACGGGCACAGUGGGGACGGGCACAGUGGGGGCGGGCACAGUGGGGACGGGCACAGUGUGGUCGGGCACAGUGGGGACGGGCACAGUGGGGACGGGCACAGUGGGGACGGGCACAGUGGGGACGGGCACAGUGUGGUCGGGCACAGUGGGGACGGGCACAGUGGGGACGGGCACAGUGGAGGCGGGCACAGUGUGGUCGGGGCACAGUGGGGGCGGGCACAGUGUGGUCGGGCACAGUGGGGACGGGCACAGUGGAGGCGGGCACAGUGUGGACGGGCACAGUGGGGACGGGCACAGUGUGGUCGGGCACAGUGGGGGCGGGCACAGUGUGGUCGGGCACAGUGGGGGCGGGCACAGUGUGGUCGGGCACAGUGGGGGCGGGCACAGUGUGGUCGGGCACAGUGGGGGUGGGCACAGUGGGGGCGGGCACAGUGUGGUCGGGGCACAGUGGGGGCGGGCACAGUGGGGUCGGGCACAGUGGGGGCGGGCACAGUGUGGUCGGGCACAGUGGGGGCGGGCACAGUGGGGGUGGGCACAGUGGGGACGGGCACAGUGGGGGCGGGCACAGUGGGGGUGGGCACAGUGGGGGUGGGCACAGUGGGGGUGGGCACAGUGGGGACGGGCACAGUGGGGGUGGGCACAGUGGGGGUGGGCACAGUGGGGACGGGCACAGUGGGGGUGGGCACAGUGGGGACGGGCACAGUGGGGGUGGGCACAGUGGGGUCGGGCACAGUGUGGUCGGGCACAGUGGGGGUGGGCACAGUGGGGGUGGGCACAGUGGGGUCGGGCACAGUGGGGGUGGGCACAGUGGGGUCGGGCACAGUGGGGUCGGGCACAGUGGGGGUGGGCACAGUGGGGGUGGGCACAGUGGGGACGGGCACAGUGGGGGUGGGCACAGUGGGGGUGGGCACAGUGGGGACGGGCACAGUGGGGGUGGGCACAGUGGGGGUGGGCACAGUGUGGUCGGGCACAGUGGGGACGGGCACAGUGGGGGUGGGCACAGUGGGGGUGGGCACAGUGGGGGUGGGCACAGUGGGGGUGGGCACAGUGGGGGUGGGCACAGUGGGGACGGGCACAGUGAUUUCACUUUAG
Knipowitschia caucasica is the source of this 1929-nucleotide messenger RNA. The record is from the annotation of a GenBank genome assembly. NCBI's taxonomy places the organism in Eukaryota, Metazoa, Chordata, Actinopteri, Gobiiformes, Gobiidae.